Durotheca rogersii is the source of this 1227-nucleotide messenger RNA. Its product is annotated as adenylate kinase cytosolic. Gene Ontology annotation, molecular function: ATP binding; AMP kinase activity. Gene Ontology annotation, cellular component: mitochondrion; cytoplasm. Gene Ontology annotation, biological process: ADP biosynthetic process. The record is from RefSeq and is a predicted model, not a curated record. Lineage: Eukaryota; Fungi; Ascomycota; Sordariomycetes; Xylariales; Xylariaceae. The transcript has 4 exons. Bases 235 to 1041 code for a protein of 268 amino acids.
CGCGCACUUAACAACCACGCUACACCACAACUCUCCUCUCUUCCCUUCUUCUUUUCCUCCUCCUCCUCCUCCUCUCCUCUCUUCCUCUCUGCGGUUGCACGUUUUCCUCGUCCCGUAGUCCUAGCCGGCGAAUCUCCCCUCCUCCUCUUCCCUCUUUUUCCCUUCUUCCGCUCUUUUGUUUCCUUGCAAGAGUCGCCUCGGUCCGGCCCAAUUGAUUCGCCAGAGCUCUUCAAGAUGGGUAUUAUCGACGAUGAGAUGAAGCGCCUGCAGGACGUUGUGUCCAAGCUGGAGGAACGCGUCAAGAGCCUCGAGUUCCGCCAUUCCGGCGAACCCGCACCCGACGGCCUGCGCAUGGUCCUCAUGGGCCCUCCCGGAGCCGGCAAGGGAACGCAGGCCCCCAGGAUCAAGGAGAAGUUCUCGUGCUGCCACCUGGCCACCGGUGACAUGCUCCGAUCCCAGGUCGCUAAGAAGACACCGCUCGGUCGGGAGGCCAAGAAGAUCAUGGACGCCGGCGGCUUGGUCAGUGACGACAUCAUGAUCGGCAUGAUCAAGGAGGAGCUCGAGAACAACAAGGAAUGCAAGGGCGGCUUUAUCCUGGACGGCUUCCCUCGCACCGUCGCGCAGGCUGAGGGGCUCGACAAGAUGCUUUCCGACAAGCAGCAGAAGCUGCAGCACGCCGUCGAGCUUCAGAUCGACGACGCCCUCCUUGUCGCGCGCAUCACCGGCCGCCUGAUCCACCCCGCCUCCGGCCGCAGCUACCACACCAUCUUCAACCCGCCCAAGGUCGCCAUGACGGACGACAUCACGGGCGAGCCCCUGACCCAGCGAUCCGACGACAAUGCCGAGGCCCUUAAGAAGCGCCUAGUCACCUACCACGCCCAGACCGUCCCGGUCGCCGGCUACUACAAGAACACGGGCAUCUGGAAGGGCAUCGACGCUAGCCAAGAGCCCGGCCAGGUCUGGAGCAGCUUAUUAAAGAUCUUCGAAGACAAGAAGACGGGCGCCGGCAACUCGCUCUUUAGCAAGCUGACGGGCCAAUGAGCCGGCCCGCCGCCAUUAAUAGGACUAGUUUUUUUUUUUCCCCUUCUUUUAACGAACCCCCUGCCUUUUUUCCCUUUGUACUCCUAGAGCUGGUUCCUCAAGACUCGGUCAACUAGGGGACCGGAGAAUCAAACUGUCGGCAGAAGACGACUGACGAUGAAUUAUUCAACAAGCAUGAAGGGGGGA